CCGUCCGUCCGCCGCCAGGGAUCCGCUUCCUCUAUUGCCGUCACCCCGUCUACCGAAUCAACCUUAUUCCAACCAGAUGUCGACGAAUGCUGCUGCCUGAGCGCCUCCAAGAACCGUCUUCACUCGCAUACAAGGUACGCGCAAUGCAAUAUGCAGAGGAUAGAGAGCAAACGUUUCAAAGAGCAAUGCACAGACGGGUUGGAACACCUGUUUCGAUAUCUAGGCAGCCAUAAUGGUACACUGGACACGCACUCGAGAGGUCCGAGCAGUCAUCUCUCGUCUCGCUUCGGUUGUAGCGGUACCCAAAUUAGCAGAGGGCCACCGACGUCCACAAGGGCUGAACUAUUGCGACUGCUUCUUUUACGCUCCCCUCGUUUUGAUGAGUAUAUGCUAGGCAGAGGACGUGCUUCAAAUGUCCCCUUCUGAUUUAGCACGCGCUGGGAUGCAGUGAUGGUUCCCGCGUCGAAUCCAUGUCGAUGAUAUCAACUCUCGUGGCCUUUUCUUGCUAUAAGAGUCAUCCUGAGGCCACCAUGGAAUUUCAUCACUCCACCUCCAUCACUCCACCCUAUCACAUGACCCCUGCUUUCUUUUACAUCUUCCUUCUAUAGUCAUUCUAUCCUCACGCCACACUAGUCUCAUGUCGACGCCAAGAGGGUACACGUCGUUUCCAUCCUCCGCAGAUUUAUUCUACUUCUGCACCACAUCUUCCACUUCGGAGGAGGACCUGAACAUUCACUACGCUCCUCCUUCCAAGUCAUCGCUGCGGGUUGGCGUGCUCAUUCUCGGACAUGGUCAAGUUCAAUUGCUGGAUCUGGCCGUGGUCGACAUGCUCGCGAAUAUCGGCCGCAACAGGAUCGCCAAUUUGAAUGCGGCAGCAGGAACAUUGGAAAGAGCUGUAGACGAAGUCGACAUACGAUACGUUAGCGAGAGCGGCGAGGGAUCGUUCCCCAUCACCUCGGGCGUUCGUAUGCCAGUGACGAACUCUUUCGAGGAUGCCCCUCAGUUCGACAUUCUGGUCAUCCCUGGGUCUUUCUCAUCGGGCGAACUAUCCGUGCAGGCAAGAGGAUUCCUCACGACCCAAUGCUCGAAUCCCGCACUCAUGGCUGUGAUGUGUAUCGCAUCCGGCAUUCUCGACCUGGGACAGACGGGUCUAUUGCGCCAAAAACGAUGUACCGGGCCGCCUUCUCUGCUCCCCAGUCUCCGGCAACGGUUUCCGGAAGCUGGUUGGCUCGAAAUGCCAUGGGCACGGCACGAAAGGCUAUGGAGCAGCGGUUCGGCCAUUACUGCACUCGACAUGGUGGCGGCGUGGAUGCGAGAGUACUACUGGGACCGCAGCGAAGUUGUCGAGUGUGCUUUGGUGGCGGCUGGAAUCGCGCCAUUGGACACGUACGAGUAAUGUAUAACAAGUGCCUUUUUGGCUGUUCUUUUCCCUGUACUAUACCCCCCUCUGGUGGUGGUGGAUCGGGCACACACGUUGCAGACGUCGUUGACACUGUAUUAUAUGCUGGCACGGGCUGGCUUGUA
Molecule: messenger RNA, 1524 nt
Organism: Periconia digitata
Lineage: Eukaryota; Fungi; Ascomycota; Dothideomycetes; Pleosporales; Periconiaceae
Source: the annotation of a GenBank genome assembly